AUGGCUGCGAACGUUGUGGCGCCCCACGCGGCCCACACCGAGCGAGAGUACGUCCAUGGCAGUGAGGACGCCCGCACUGGGACGUUCACGGCCGACAACAUGCCCCAGGGCGCGGCGCGCAUCGUCAACGCCGUGCGCGACCUCAUGAGGGCGCGAUACAUGCAGGACUUCUGCGAGGUGAUGCCCAUCCUCUCCAGGGACGUCGUCUGGGAUGUGCCGCCGAUCCUGACCAGCCGCAAGGGCCACAUGCGUGUGGCGGCCUACCUGGCCAAGUUCACGGGCAGCCUGGACUUUGAGCCGGCCCUCGUCAACGUGAAGCGCCUGGACGGCAACCGCCACCUCGUGGUGGGCAUGGGCUGGGUGGGGGACAGCCCGCUCCUGGGCUCUUGUCACACAGGCGAGGCGGCAAGCUGGCCGUCUGUGUAG
Molecule: messenger RNA, 426 nt
Organism: Monoraphidium neglectum
Lineage: Eukaryota; Viridiplantae; Chlorophyta; Chlorophyceae; Sphaeropleales; Selenastraceae
Exons: 4
Coding region: 1-426 (141 amino acids)
Source: RefSeq, a predicted model, not a curated record